Molecule: messenger RNA, 3182 nt
Organism: Sander lucioperca (pikeperch)
Lineage: Eukaryota; Metazoa; Chordata; Actinopteri; Perciformes; Percidae
Product: mannose-P-dolichol utilization defect 1 protein-like
Exons: 7
Coding region: 119-844 (241 amino acids)
Biological process (GO): oligosaccharide biosynthetic process
Source: RefSeq, a predicted model, not a curated record
CCAGGGCGACCCUCAUAGCCAACACAGGGCUCUGUGUCCUCCGCUGUAAAUAUUGGGGAAUCUUUGAACCACUCCCCCUGUUACUGAGAGUACUCCUGGCCACAGCUGACCCACCAACAUGGCCACGUCUCCCGUCAAAGACUUCCUGGUUACCUAUGUAAUGCCAGAAAAAUGUUAUGAGAGGAUUUUCGUCAGCUUUUACAUAAACGUGCCCUGCCUAAAGUUUGUAAUGAACAGAGCUGUAGGAUUAUGGAUCUUACUGGACACUUUCCUGGCACAGCUACUUCAGCUGUUGAAGAUACUGUGGAGAAGAAGUGCAGAUGGCCUGAGUCUGACCUCCGUGCUGCUGCAACUAUAUGUUUUCUCGUGUCCUGUUGUGUACGCCAUUGCCAACAACUUCCCAUUCUUUGCCUGGGGUGAGAGGCUCUUCGCCUUGGCCCAGACCGCAGCGAUUGUCUUCCUCAUCCUGCAUUAUCGUGGUGAAACCCUAAAAGGUAUGUUGUUCCUCUUGGCUUAUGGGUAUCUAAUGUUCCUUCUGGGCUCCUAUGCAGCAGCAGCAGCUGUCUCAGUGAUGCAGACCUCAAGUUUGGCAGCUUUAAUUGCAAGCAAGGUUCUCCAGGCUGGAACCAACUACUGUAAUGGCCACACAGGCCAACUGUCCACUCUGUCUGUGUUACUAUCGUGGGCAGCGUCUCUGGGUGUUAUCUUUGUGUCUCUGCAGGAGACAGGAAGCUCAUUUGCCACUCUGUCACACACAGUGUCAGCCUGUCUCAGCGGGGUCCUCCUGGCCCAGGUUCUCUGCUACAGGAGCAGCACCGCCACCUCUAGAAAGAAGAACGAGUAGAGGUGGAGGAUGGUGACAAAUGAACACUCAUAUUAUGCUGAUUCUUCCUGUCAUUUUAGGCAUAGCAGGACAUGUUUACAGUGUCUUUUCUAUAAAUAUGCUGGUGUUCUACACUCAGAUCUACUUUAAAACAAGUCAUGUGUCUGUGUAAACAAGAACUCUCAUUGUCAUGCUAUUUAAUCAUAUUAGACAUGUUAUUUUUGUAGUUAGUUUCCCAUUGUUGUGAGGGUGAGGGAAUAACAAAAUCUAUUGUCGCUCUGCAGUGAUUGAAAUAAGAUGACUUUCCUCUCAGGGGUAACACAGCUUUCAAUGGUAUCUGCAGGUGACAGUCAGUUGUUGAGUGUAUUUGGGUUAACUGCUUUCAAUUCAAGGACAAACUGACAGAGCAUCUACAACAAUUCUUCCUCAAAUUUCAUCUUGAGUAAUUCCUAAUACCGGGAAAGAAGUGCAGUCAUGCAGCAGACAUGAACAGACAUACAAGCUUUCGUCAGAUCAGGUCAUUUCACUGAUUAUUUCCUCCUCUGUGGGUGAUGGAACAUUCUUAUGAUGUUUCAUGCCAUGUCGUGUCACAUUUACUGUUGCUGUAGUUCUACUCGUACAGUUCCAAGCAUCAAACAGCUUCAGGAAAUGGGAUGAGGCGAGAUUACCCAACCCCUUACAGUAAACUGGAAGCUGGAAGUUAAGUGUUUUGCUUGAGUUGGUUUUCAGAAAUGAGUGUCAGUCAUUUCCUUGUUCAGAUCUCAGAGAUUUAACGCCAUCAACCUUAAAGUUACAAUGCAAAUCAAGGGAAAGAUUCAUUAAAGAGUGCUAUGCACCAGUAAAUCAAGUCAACGAUGAUGAUUAAAACACUCAUUUUUACCAACAUAUAGGAUUUGGAAUACAAUGUAACCUGUUGAUGGUUUUAGAUGUAUUCCUGAGCAUCAAUUGUGUGACUUUGGACUGGCUUCUGAGCUAAUGGCAGCCACUGUUGUGUUCAAUGUUGCUCAGUAACAUUCCAGACAUUUGUAGGAGCUCUGCUAAGACACACUGAGGUGACCAUGGCAGCAUAUGUGCACCAAUGACCCAUUAACCUUGUUUGUUUUGACAAUUACUUGUUUGUUUCCAUCCAACUUAACACACACAUACUAGUGAUGUGGCUCACCAGCUAUAAUAAACCAUUUCCUUGUGGGUUUUUACUGUUACACAUUUAUGGAUUUUCUUACUUUCAUACCUUUUUCAUAAUUGUACUCUGAACUGAAUUUAAUAAUACUGUGAAUUGUUUCUUAACAUUCAGUAAUAAAAUAAAAGAAUUAACAGAGUUAUCACCUUCAAUCACCCUUAUGUCUGGUCUGUUAAAGGACCGAGGCACAGGUAAACAUUAUCUGUGUAUACAUAAAUAAAAAUGGCCUCCUACUAAGGCUAUUAUGUUAUGUUUGCAUUUUAAAGCAUGUUUGUUAUCCAAAGCAUAGCACUGACUGUUACUACCAGUUUAGCAUUGAGAGGUGCACAUGCUACAGGCUAUGCCAUAAGGGAUCAUAGAGAAGAUAAUUAGUCUCAGCAUUUAAUGAUUUAAAAAACGUUAAAAGGUAGGGUAGGUAGAUUAAAGGACAACAGUUUAUGUGAUAGGGAUACACAUCCAAUGACAUUUACAUCUACAUUGCAUAAACAGUGUGUUGGGAUUGGCAUUGUGAGGAUGUUGACGUUGGUAUUAUAUCAAAGUACCACUGUCCACAAAUACAGCCGCUAGCAUUGCUGCAAUCUAUCAAUCAAAAUGAUGCUCAAAAUGUGGUCCCUUGAUAAAUGCAUAAGCAAUGUGGAAACACAGAGUGAUGCACUUUCUGUUCUCUAAUAAGUCAGUCGAUUGGGAAAUUCAGUCACACUUGAGGAACUGAACCUCAGGCCUGAACCUCCCUAAAUGCAAUUUGGGAUGCUUUAGUACUAAAGGUUGAGUAUAGUAUGAUAGCAAAUGAACAUUUCCUUUCUUGUCAUAUUCAAUUUAUCCUUUAUGAAACAAGGUAACACCACAAUGUCGGUCAAUAAAAGGUCAGAUAAUUUAUUUGCUCUUCAAGUCCAUUGUACAGAUAAAUUACAGAAAAUAGCAGAGUGCAUUCUGUAAGAAUUGAACACACAUAUUAUGCUGAUUCUUCCUGUCAUUUUAGGCACAGCAGGAAAUGUUUACAGUGUCUUUUCUAUAAAUAUGCUGGUGUUCUACACUCAGAUCUACUUUAAAACAAGUCAUGUGUCUGUGUAAACAAGAACUCUCAUUGUCAUGCUAUUUAAUCAUUUUAGACAUGUUAUUUCUGUAGUUAGUUUCCCAUUGUUGUGAGGGUGAGGGAAUAAAAAAAUCUAUUGUCGCUCU